AUGGAACGGAAUACAUCGAUGCUGUUCCUGUUGACGACAAUAUGGCUGUCUCUGUGUCGGGCACAAUCGCUUUUGCAGGGCAGCAACGGCAGCGCAGUGCCGAUAUGGGCUCUCGCGGACAGGAUCCAGGGCGGCUCCUCGAACAUCUGCAAUAAGACGUUCGCCGAUGCCAAUGCCACCGGCAUGUUCAAUAUCAAUCCCAACGUCGCGCAAGGACCACAGUCGGGACAGCCAGACAAUCAUUCGGGAAAGACGCAGGAUGCUUUGGUGGCGGUCACGAUCGACAACUCUGGAUUCUCCAACACCUCCAAUUCUUCCUCUUCGUACAGCUUGUGGUACAACACGAAUGGCGCAAAUUACUCGAGUGUGAGUCAACUCGAAGAACAGGCAGCCUGUUCCUCUGAGCAGGUGCUGACGAUGAAUAUCCCUUUAGGACUUUGCGCUGGGCUACGACGUGUGCGUGGUAGCUGGACUGAUCUUGAAUUACAACACACAGUUACGAGGGCAGAACGAUGAUGGCACUUGCUCGUCCGCUCUUGACACGCCCUGCAUAAACGCUCUCAACUCUCGCGCAGAGCAAUACGCAACUUGGCUGAGCACGCCGUCGCCGGGGCCAAAUAGCAAUCUGACGAACACAAGCCUGCCCAGCCUGUGCCGAACGCUAGCCACACAAGUUGCGUCGAACAUACCUGAUGAAUGCUCGUAUUUCAUUCAGCGCGACUCCAUCGGCAUAGGCUGGCCAUUGACAUCCUACGGCAGCGCGUACGAAACAGCCCUCUUUCCCAGCUGCACGCUCAAUGGGACGUGGCAGAACACCGUCGGCUUCUUUGCCAACGCUUCGCAGGCCGUGUACACGGCAUGGGUACAAUCCGUCACGCCGGUCAUUGGGAUCUGGAUGCCAGUGAUUGGCAAUGGAGCCAACGUCGGAUCAACAAUCAGUAUCGGCUCUGUCGUUUCGCAGCUUUUGUGCGGACAUGUCAAUACCAUCAAGCGAGACAGCUUCACACCGGCUGCUGCACCUUCGCCAACCGCAGUCAAGUACAACUCGACAUCGAACGCGAACAACGGCGCGGCCGCCGGAUCGAGUAGCAGCCAAGGCGAUGGCGGCUUGUCGGGCGGAGCAAUAGCUGGGGUUGUCGUGGGCGUCGUGUUGGGCGUGUUGCUGUUGGCAGGACUCAUUCUUGGGCUAUUAUGGCGCAAGAGAAACCAGCAGAAGAAGAGCAAGGGACCGGAGCAGGAAUUCGCAGAGGUCGAUGGCACUGACAAGCGCUUCGAGCUGACGCCCGAGGGCGGCAUCAAACAGCUGCCGGCAAAUGAGCGGGAGGGCGGCAAACCGGGAGCACCGAUGGGAGAGCUUGCGGGAGCAAAUCCGCCGGAGCUGGAGGGCGAAAAGGCCCAAGUACGCGGAGAGUUGGAGGGCGAUCACAGACAGCCUCCGGUCGAGUUGCCGGGGUCUUCGCCUGACGAGAAGCGAUAG
Messenger RNA from Lecanosticta acicola, 1477 nucleotides. The record is from the annotation of a GenBank genome assembly. NCBI's taxonomy places the organism in Eukaryota, Fungi, Ascomycota, Dothideomycetes, Mycosphaerellales, Mycosphaerellaceae.